AUGUAUACACUUAACGGACAUUUCGUACGGGUAUCCUCAAAGUUUAUAAACAGCUGGGAUGUACGUCAUCUAGAACAUGGUGUCAUUUACUGGGAUAUUGUGGUGGUUACUACAUUGGACAUUGUCCAGAAAGACGCUUAUGAUGCUCUAAUACAACAACGUUCAGCGAUUAAUCGUAUACCACUUGGUGUCGACUAUCUCGUCAUUACUGAUCCUGGCAAGAUUGGUAAUGGUGGAAGUACAAUGCAUGCUAUGUAUGUACUUGAACAACAAUACGGUUGGGAAGUUCUGCGAAAAAAACGCAUUCUAUUGAUUCAUGCAGGUGGCUAUUCUCAAAGAACACCGACAACAAGUUGUCUAGGAAAGAUUGCGACCAGUAUUCCAAAAGGUUGGCCGACAUAUGAUUUGUUCGAUAUUAAAUUAGCUCUCUACUCAUUAUUUCCGGCUCGUAUGCCACAUGGAGGUGUAUUUCUCUGUUCGUCAGAUACAAUUGAAUUAUUUGAUGAGCCACCAGCAAAUCUCGAUUGGACCCUAGCAGAAGAUUUUGUUGCCUUUGCGCAUCCAUCAUCACUUUCUGUUGGUACACAACACGGUGUUUAUGUUCUCGAUCCCACCGACAUGCAGAAAUGUGUUUGUGUAUUGCAAAAGCCAACAACUGAACAAAUGAGACACCAUACAGCUAUAUGGUGUCACGGCGAAAAUGAAUAUGUCUAUACUGAUAGUUUAUAUUAUUUUAAUAUAAAAGUCGCUCAACAUUUAGCUGAAAUCUAUCGUGAAGAACAUGGCAUGACGUGUGAAAUUGACUGUUACGGGGAUUUUAUGAGCGCAUUAGGUAUUUGUCCAUUACCACGGCCUGCGGAAAAUAAAAAUGAAGUUAAUCAACAAUCUUCACGCAUAAAACAGAAGAUUUAUGAUACAUUACUUGGAUGUCAUUUACAAGUCGUUAUUCUACAUAAAUCUUCAUUUAAUCAUACGGGUACUAACGAUGAAUACCUGGAUAUUUGCUGUGGAAACGGUAAAACAGGUCAUGAGAUAUUUGAUGCGUUGAAACUUGAGAAACAUGUUGGCUGUAAAGUAUUCGAUGAAGGUAGACAUGAUGCAGUCGAUUUCUGGCACGGCAUUCUUCCAGCAUUACCUCACGGUGAUACAUUACAUCAUCAACCAUCUGCUCCUGAUGUUCAUGGUUGUGUUAUACAUAGUUUUAUUCAUCCGCAAUGUCGCUCAUCGCAACGUUCACUACUAGAAUAUUGUUGUAUUGGCAUUCCAAUUGAAAUCGCUGAAAAUACCAUUUUGAGUAAUAUAACACUUUUGACCUAUUCAGGUCCGACAAAAGAUAUUCUCCAACUUCCAUCAAAUCUAAUUAUGCAAACGAUUUCAUUAAAUGAUGAUCAAUAUGCAACAUUUGCCUUUGGCUUUCACGAUAAUAUGAAAGCAACGUACAAAAAUGAUGAUAAAUCUCUCAGCUAUUUCGGCCAACCAUUAAGUGCAAUCGCGGAGAAGCUUCAUUGUGAUACUGCACAUCUAUUCGAUGAUGAAAACGAUCAAUCGUUAUGGACGUUGAAAAUCUUUCCCGUAACAACAAAUCCGAAUGAUUCAUUCGAGAAAACAUUAAAACUACUUCUAUCGAACGAUCCAAUCGUUACCAAACAUCAUUAUGUUUCUAUCAAAGAAAUUCUCAAACGACGUGACAUAGCAGCCAUAAUUGGUUAUCGAUCAAAUUUAAUUAAUUGUACAUAG
Messenger RNA from Adineta ricciae, 1737 nucleotides. Lineage: Eukaryota; Metazoa; Rotifera; Eurotatoria; Adinetida; Adinetidae. The record is from the annotation of a GenBank genome assembly.